Molecule: messenger RNA, 1664 nt
Organism: Rubroshorea leprosula
Lineage: Eukaryota; Viridiplantae; Streptophyta; Magnoliopsida; Malvales; Dipterocarpaceae
Source: the annotation of a GenBank genome assembly
AGUGCGGCGGCUGGUGGUGUCUAGUAGUUUUGUCCUGAUGGCUGAAUCCAACGUGAAGGCUCUGACGGCAGCCCUGGGAAAGCAAUUAUCUUUGACAGUAGAGGAAGAUGUUAGGCUUGAUUUGGAUGAUGGAAACUGUCAUGAACCUGAGGAAGGAACCUCAAAGUGGUGCAUUGUCGAUACAGUCUUGACCUGGAAGCGCUAUAAUAUGGAAGCGAUGGCGUCCACAUUGGCUGGGGUUUGGCGACCGGUAAAGGGUAUGCAUAUGAGAAUCCUGGGUUACAACCACUUUGCUGUUUACUUUUUUCAUCUAGUAGACAUGAAUCAUGUGAUGGCAGCGGGUCCUUGGAGCUUUGCCGAUCACGUCAUGGUCCUGAAAGAGACUCAGGGGGGGAUGCUGGUGUCCAAGGAUGAACUUUUUGAGGUCCCUUUUUGGAUCCAAAUUCAUGGCCUACCUCCAAGUCGGAUAACUGAAGCAACAGGUAGAAGAAUUGGUGUCGAGCUUGGGCAUCUCCUUGAGGUUGAUACAGGGGACGGUCAUGUGAUAUGCUCUGGGUUUCGCCUUCCGCAUUUUUGCUAUUGUUGUGGCAUGCUGGACCACGUUGAACGGGAAUGUGAGCUGGGUCUGGAAAUGGAACGUAUGGGAGUAACAGAGCGUCCUUAUGAUGACAAGCUCCGGGCGGUACUGAAGCGUGAGAGACAAGAGGCUAUUAUGAAUAAUGGAAGAUGGCUACGUGAUGCCGCUAGAAACCCCAUCGGCGAGGACUCACAGGGGAGACGUCCAGCUUCCAAAAUGGCAAGAUGGCCUGUUUUGGAAUCUCGCGGUUGUCACGACGCGGUAGCUGGAAUAAAUGACUGUGAUUGCCGGGGAAAUAAGGAGAUUCUGGCUGAACACAAAGCGGAUUUUAUGGAGAGACAACAUAUUUUGGGGGAUUCACAGCAAAUCAUAAGCACAAACAACGAAGUUUCUAAUUUGGGAAAUCCAGAUGGACAGCUUCAUGGGCAAGAUGCCCCCUUACUGCAACAUUCCAAAACAAGUGGGCCAAGGACUUUCGUUGAUCCCAAAGUGACAACCCAUCAAAGGCUAGAUCCUAGAAGAGGGAAGCUAGGGAAUGGCGCCACCGGAGCCCACAUCCAUCACCUUCUUCGGGGCAAAUUAAAAGGAAGGAAGAGCAAUUCCAAACCAUUGUGGCUGAGCAACUCGAAGAAUCACGUUGAUAUGGAGGUGGAAGGCAUGGGAGUUGGCACUUGGCAUUUCAUAGGCUACUAUGGCCACCCUGAAAGACAUAAUCGGAGGCGUUUAUGGCAACUUUUAAGAGAAUUAGCCACUAAAUCUGAUCUACCAUGGUUGAUCGGGGGAGACUUCAAUGAUCUUUUACACUCAGAUGAGAAGUUAGGUGUCAUUAUAAGAGAAGGAAUAGAGGCAGAAAGAGAUUCCGGUUUGAAGAUAUGUGGCUUCGGGAUCCUGGUUGUUCUGAAAUAGUAAAAUCUAGUUGGAGCUCUAUUGUAUGUGAAGGGAACUGGAACUGUUUACUGCAAAAAAUCAAUGUCUGUUCCACAAAUCUCCAAGGUUGGAACACUUCUCAUUUUGGUCAUGUGCAAACACGACUUAAGUAAUGCAUAGAGAGCCUCGAAUCUUUGAGAAACAAAUCCCCCUCAAUCAC